Lepus europaeus (European hare) is the source of this 3508-nucleotide messenger RNA. It is a transcript of the gene SMOC1, whose product is annotated as SPARC related modular calcium binding 1. Gene Ontology annotation, molecular function: extracellular matrix binding; calcium ion binding; heparin binding. The record is from RefSeq and is a predicted model, not a curated record. NCBI's taxonomy places the organism in Eukaryota, Metazoa, Chordata, Mammalia, Lagomorpha, Leporidae. The transcript is spliced from 12 exons. Gene Ontology annotation, biological process: extracellular matrix organization. Bases 95 to 1432 code for a protein of 445 amino acids. Gene Ontology annotation, cellular component: basement membrane.
CCGGCUCGCACCCAGGCAGGAAGGCAGGCGCGGCGUGCGCCCCGCAGAGCCCGCGACCCCUGCCCGCUGCCGGCUGCCCGGCCCGGCUGGCACCAUGCUGCCCGCGCGCUGCGCCCGCCUGCUCACGCCCCCCUUGCUGCUCAUGUUGGUGCAGCUGUCCCCGGCCCGCGCCCACCGCACCACGGGCCCCAGGUUCCUAAUAAGUGACCGUGAUCCUCAAUGCAACCUCCACUGCUCCAGGACUCAGCCCAAACCCAUCUGUGCCUCUGACGGCAGGUCCUACGAGUCCAUGUGCGAGUACCAGCGAGCCAAGUGUCGAGACCCAAACCUGGGUGUAGUCCAUCGAGGGAGAUGCAAAGAUGCCGGCCAGAGCAAGUGUCGCCUGGAGCGGGCUCAAGCCCUGGAGCAAGCCAAGAAGCCACAGGAGGCCGUGUUUGUCCCAGAGUGUGGCGAGGACGGCUCCUUUACCCAGGUGCAGUGCCACACUUACACAGGCUACUGCUGGUGUGUCACCCCGGAUGGGAAGCCCAUCAGUGGCUCAUCUGUGCAGAACAAAACUCCUGUAUGUUCAGGUUCAGUCACCGACAAGCCCUUGAACCAGGGUAACUCAGGAAGGAAAGUCUCUUUUCGCUUUUUUUUAACCCUCAAUUCAGAUGACGGAUCCAAGCCGACACCCACGAUGGAGACCCAGCCGGUGUUCGAUGGAGAUGAAAUCACUGCUCCCACUCUAUGGAUUAAACACUUGGUGAUCAAGGACUCCAAAAUGAACAACACCAACAUAAGAAAUUCAGAGAAAGUCCACUCUUGUGACCAGGAAAGGCAGAGCGCCCUGGAAGAGGCCCGGCAGAAUCCCCGCGAGGGCAUUGUCAUCCCGGAGUGUGCCCCUGGGGGCCUCUAUAAGCCGGUGCAGUGCCACCAGUCCACUGGCUACUGCUGGUGUGUGCUGGUGGACACGGGGCGCCCACUGCCCGGGACGUCCACACGCUACGUGAUGCCCAGUUGUGAGAGCGACGCCAGAGCCAAGAGCGCCGAGGUGGAUGACCCCUUCAAGGACAGGGAGCUACCAGGCUGUCCAGAAGAGAAGAAACUGGAGUUUAUCACCAGCCUUCUGGACGCACUCACCACCGACAUGGUUCAGGCCAUUAACUCAGCAGCGCCCACUGGAGGUGGGAGAUUCUCAGAGCCAGAUCCCAGCCACACCCUGGAGGAGCGAGUGGUGCACUGGUACUUCAGCCAGCUGGACAGCAACAGCAGCAGUGACAUCAACAAGCGCGAGAUGAAGCCCUUCAAGCGCUACGUGAAGAAGAAAGCCAAGCCCAAGAAAUGUGCCCGGCGCUUCACCGACUACUGUGACCUGAACAAGGACAAGGUCAUCUCGCUGCCUGAGCUAAAGGGCUGCCUGGGUGUUAGCAAAGAAGGACGCCUCGUCUAAGGAGCAGAAACCAGAGGGCAGGUGCAGAGCCCAGGGGAACAAGAUGCGCCAUCUGACCCUAACCUCAGCGCUGCCCACGGCCCCGCCACAUCCCCUGUAACAUAAGUGACGCCCACCAUGUUUGCACUUUUAAUAACUCUUAUUUGCGUGUCUUGUGUUCGGUUUCAUUUUUAAACACCAGUAUCUAACACCACAGUGGGAACAGGAAGGGGAAGAAAGACUGCUUCUUCUCUCUCUCAUUGUAAGUUUUUGGAUCUGCUACUGACAACUUUUAGGGGAUUUUUUUUAGGGGGGAGGCGGGGAAGGGUGUCGCUGGAACUGAGAAGAAAGAGAUUUAUAUACUGUACAUAAAUAUAUAUGUAAAUUGUAUAGUCCUGUUGUACAGGCGUUGGCAUUGCUCUUCGUUACCCCCCUCCCUCUCCCUGCUGCCGAUUGUGGACGCUUUCUAGAACCCAGAACUGUGUCUUCAGCUGGCCUGGACUCCGCUUGGAGACUCGCCCUGGUGCACAUACAGAUGGGAGCCUGCGAUGCUGUUGCAGACUCCAGCUGUUCGCUUCUGGUGGGAGGAGUGCACUGCUCCGGGCCAUCAGUUGGUGAAGUUGUCAGGCCGCUUGGCCCUUGGCCUUCUCCAGGGCUGCUGGGUUGGGGGUAGAUGGGCAUUGCUCCGCGGGAGGAGGAGAGGCCAGGCCAGCGGAGCAGCCAGCGCAGGCCCCAACUCUCGCCUGAUCCAUUUGCUUCUGCGCUACAGACCUCCUGGGGCCUGGUUUGCUACCCACCAAGCAAAUGACCCUCCAAGAAUUUGCAUUAGGAGAGUUUAAGCAUCUUCCACGUGUCAGGCAUGGGAAGGGAGCCAAAGAAAAGCACACGCAGCCGGGCCUUGAUUUAGUACAUUUAGCAGGGGUGGGGACGGUCCGGCCGCGAGCUGUCGAGGGCCCGUGAAAUCAUUGGGUCUGGCCCUGCCAAGGCAACCGCAGGCGGGACUCGCGAUGCAAUAAAUCCCUAGCAGGCUAAUUUUUAAGUUGCUGAUCUUGUACGGCCCACGAACGAUGCUAUAAAUGUCCAGACGGCCCUUGGCAGAAAAGGGCCCCCCCCCCACGCCCGCAGCGCGGGGAGGGGGACAGAAGGCCCGUUCUGGGGAGCGGAACCCGCGGGAAGACAUCUGAGUCCCCGCAAACCUCUGCACGAGGCUCCAAGGCUUCAGAUGGGGCCGCUGCCUCCGCUCGCCCAUCUCCCGCGUUGUCCUCAGCGCUGGCCACAGCCCGAGGGAGCUCCGUACCCAGCAGUUGUGUGUGUGUGUGUGUGUAACCCAAACUGAGGUUCCUCUUGUUCCCUUAAAUUUUCCUCUGAGCUCCCAGGCUUCGGGCCAAUUCUAGAAGGAAAACUCUCGGACCUUCUGCUUCUGCCUCCCCUAAAAGGACAGGGACAAUAAGCAGGCUCUGGGGAGACCCAGGCCUGGCUUGGCAAGGCUCUGUCCCGGCAGGGCUCCCGAGCGUGCUGCCCUGCCGUCGGGGAGAUGCGCUGCGACCUCUCCACAUUCAGAUGACCUUCAGACACAGCGCCAGGUGACAGUGCAGCGCCUAUUCCCGUGGGCAGCCCCUGCGGCGCGGAGGGAGCGUGGGGAGCCCAGGACUGCUGCCCUCAUCCCACGCGACACCUGGCUCAUCUUCGUUUCCCGCCCAGUGUCCCUGGAAGGGCACCCACCUCGGCAGCCGGUGUGUCUGCCACACAGACAGGCUUGCAAGGCAGUGGCCUGUGAGCACUGCCCUCCCCGGGGCCCACGGCCUUCUGGGAAUAGGAUCUGAUGGGGUCUCAGGCCAGAGGAGGUUCCAGCUGUCCUGCAGAAAGUCCUCGAGGGUGUCUCAGGGUGACAUGUGGCAGGGUGGAGAGCAAGCCCUCGCUUUGGGCCUCAACCAGAAAACUCGGCGCGCUGGAGCUGGAUGGAGGAGACCCCAGCCCCAUUCCCGGCUUGGAGGAAGCGUGUCCACAUGGAGAGGGGCUCACUUGGGGAGGCUGAAAUCUUCCCCAGGCGUCUUCUUCGCUUGUGCGUGUAGGCUGCGCUGUGGUUUUCCUUUGUGA